Messenger RNA from Paramormyrops kingsleyae, 3173 nucleotides. It is a transcript of the gene wrap53, whose product is annotated as WD repeat containing, antisense to TP53. Lineage: Eukaryota; Metazoa; Chordata; Actinopteri; Osteoglossiformes; Mormyridae. The record is from RefSeq and is a predicted model, not a curated record. Gene Ontology annotation, cellular component: Cajal body. Gene Ontology annotation, molecular function: RNA binding; protein binding. Gene Ontology annotation, biological process: Cajal body organization.
GAUCAUCUCGCGAUACUUGGCCAUCGGCGCUAGUAACAGAAAAGUGUCAUGGUGGCUCCCAUCGCAAGCGAACAGACGGCGUGAUACAUCUGUUGCCUCCUAUGGUGUAGCAUAUCGCGGUGCUAUGGUCUGUUUCUGUUAGAUAUCAAGAGGAAACAUAGAGAAAGCAUCGACUCUAAAGAGCAGUAAAACGGGGAAAAAACGAAAUCUUGGUAUUUCAACUGGAGGAAGAUAUAAGCAAAAGCGAGCGUACAGGAAAAGCAGGUGCUGUGAUGUCCUCAGCACCCCGAAGCCUGAGCCAGCUGUGUCACAGGAGGAAGCACUACCCCAGUAGCACCUACCACACGGCCAUCUGACAGAAACCCACUGAGAGAGAGAGAAAAGACCUUUCAGAGUCCCGGAGCAGACUUAUCCAGGGGUACCGUGCACAGAGCCAAGGAAAAGGGAGACAUAUCAAGGCAACAUGUCCAGUUUUGUGGAGAGUGGAGAAACAGGAGGGGCGGCAGGGGCCGGGCUGGAGCCGGAGGGGGACAGUGAACCUCCACAAGAGCCACCCCUGGGUGUUAGUCAGGUGGCCCAGGAGGAGAAGGAGGAUCCAACAUCAUCAGCCCCGGCCGCCAAACAGCCAAGGCUGGCACAAGUUGACGUGGCUUUGACCUCUGACCUGAAGACACCUGAUCAGGUCACAGAGGAAACUGAUAACAAUUAUGAUCUUUCUCAGUUAGGCCAAGAAGCAGUGCCAGCUGGGACAGGUGACCCUGUGGAAGGUUGUAGAGAUGAAGGGCAGCUGGAGCGCAAUGGUGAGGAAAACACUGCAGGGAUGACAGGUGGAAUGGAUGAGCUGCCAGAGGAAGGCAGGAAUGGAGCUGGUGGUAGCCCUGAUGAAGGACAGAGUCUCAGGCUCGAUUUCAAACAGACGCCACACAUGUUAACUGGAGCUUGGGCGGAAUACAAGAGCUCCGCUGAGAACUACCUCAAGGGCUGCAAAUGGGCUCCGGACGGCUCCUGCGUCCUGUCCAACAGUGCGGACAACGUGCUGCGGCUCUACAACCUGCCGCCGGAGCUGUACGCCCACGACUGGGACCUCAUGACGGAAAUGAGCCCUGUGCUGAGGAUGCCCGAAGGAGACACCAUUUACGAUUACUGCUGGCUCCCCAUCAUGACCUCAUUGCAGCCUGACACCUGCCUCAUCGCCAGCAGCAGUCGCGAUAACCCAGUACACCUGUGGGAUGCGUUCUACGGCGACCUCCGUGCGACCUUCCGAGCUUACAACCACCUGGAUGAGCUGACUGCUGCCCACUCACUCUGCUUCACCCCAGACGCCUCCCAGCUCUACUGCGGCUUCGAUAAGACGGUUCGGGUCUUCGACACAGAGCGGCCUGGCCGGGACUGUGAGGAGAGGCCCACUCUGGUGAAGAAAUGCGGCCAGACGGGCAUCAUCUCCUGCCUGGCGUUCAGCCCAUGCCAGUCCAUCUACGCCUGUGGCUCCUACUCCCGCUCCGUGGGCCUCUACUCCUGCCAGGACGGGGCGCCGCUCGCACUGCUGCCCAGCCGCCACCAGGGGGGCAUCACCCACCUGCUUUUCUCGCCCGACGGAAUCCGCCUCUACACAGGAGGCCGGAAGGACCCAGAAAUUCUCUGCUGGGACCUGCGAGAUCCAGGACAGGUUCUGUUCUCCCUGCGACGGAGGGUCACCACGAACCAGCGCAUCUACUUCGACCUGGACCCGUCGGGGCAGUACCUGCUGAGCGGUGACACAGGAGGAGUUGUCUAUGUGUGGGACGUGUCCACAGCACCCCCUGAUGGUGGGGAAGGAGUACUGCAGCCCCAUUUCCAGUUCCAAGCACAUGGAGACUGUACCAACGGCAUCAGCAUCCACCCCUACAUGCCCCUGCUGGUGUCAUCCUGUGGCCAGAGGCAGUUCAGCUGCCCGGGGGAGAGUGAGGGCGACUCUGGGUCCGAAUCAGACGCCGCAGAAUCGCCAGUCUCCAGUGCCGACAACGCGCUUGCCCUCUGGUGGGCGGGGCCACCAGGUUCCGCCAGCGACAGGAACCAGGAGGCGCAGCCGGAGUGACAACACCGCCCCUGAGGGGAUCAAGCCUAGUAGUGCAGCUGCCACUUUGGGACCCCCCAGGAAAUUGUCACUGAGACACUGAUACUCAAACUCCCAGACCCAAACACAAAUUAGCCCUGGAUUCAUUGCCAGAGCAUCUUUCCUAAAAAUUACAGUCUGGGCUGAACUCCAUUUCCAAUGCUAAUGAGCAGCACAUUGUUAUCCACUGAAGUAACUAGGCGAAAUCGACAAAGAAGAGUUGACUGCUAACUCGUAACCCCCCCCCCCCCCUUGCUGGGCUCAGCUGAUUCAUCAGUCAGACUAUGCUGUUAUUGAUGAGAGAGUUCUGGGUAAAAAGCCCUGAAUUUCCUGGACACUCCAGUCGUGUGCUUUAUGUAAAGCGGCCUCAGGUGUGGAGUCAAAACACAAAAACCUUGAUUGUUGUAACACCAUCGUUGUUAUGCAAAUGUACGUGUUGCCCGGCCCCCACCCCUGACAAGCAGUCACAUGCCAAACGUCACUGAUUUUAAAAGGUCUUUUUGUAAAAAUGACAUGCCAAUGCUGCGGUGAAUAUGAUUAAAUGUAUAUUUUUGUACGUCUGCCCUUUGUGUGACACGACUUCGUAGCACAGUGCUGCCCUGCGCUGGGUCUUCUGUUUCAUAGGCUAAGAUGAGUAGUGUGUGCUUUUGGUGCCAACAAGUGGCUUAAUUUUUUAUUGGGUUAGGGGGGCGUUUAACAAGGAUCUCUAACUGUACUUCUGUUCCUUCGUCUGUUUGAUUUUUCCUUUGUCGUCUUCUGGCUCUACCCUGGAAGUGGUAGUAGGUUUUAGGGGUGUGAGACGUGCUCCUGGUGCGUGUGAUUGUGCGUGUGUGCGCGCACCCGUAAUCAGCACGUUUUUGUUCCUGCUCGACAGUGUUUGGAGAGAGAUGGUUGUGCUCUUUCGUCUGACAGAAAAAUUUGCUUAAUUGAGUACGACUACUCGAGUAACCAGCCUGCUUUAGAAUCACUGCAGCAUCAAGAGUCCCUGAAAAGAGAGCAAAUCUUUUUUUUUUUCCCUCAGAUUUUUCUUUAUUUAACACCUGAUUUGAAAAUGAAUAAAGCAUAUGAAGUUUGUUCCUUA